AGAGAGAAAGAGAGAGAGAAAGAGAGAGAGAAAGAGAGAGAGAAAGAAAGAGAAAGAGAGAAAUCAGAAUAUCUAUGUGUAAAGAUCAUACUGUACAGUUUCAUUCUUCGGCGUGUAAUACUUUUCUCUCGAGUACCACCAAAUCAGUGGAAAUAUUUCUAGAUAAUCAGAAAGACUCGCUAAGCCAAAGCAACGUUACGCUACCUCAAUACUGAAACACGGUGGUACCCUUUUUUUUUCUCUGUAUAAAUCUUUUGACGACUUGUUUUCCUCGUGUACGCGUAAUUUUGAAACGCGAUUCAUUCUUGAGCACCGAUACUUCUGUUGAUCGUUGUAAAGAAAUUGUUUCCGCGAUUCACAAAUUUCGACUUUACUAGAAACAUGGUAUGAAACGAUAUGAUAGAAAGAAAAAAAUGAAAAAUUUGAAAAAGUGCAGAAACCUUUUAGUUAUUUAGCAAGUACCAAACAGUUUUCUAUACGCAUAUAUUGUAGAGAACUACAUUCAAUGUAGAGCAUUUCUACAAUAGUACUACAUGCUCUUUUCAACUAAUAUAAUGCUAGACAAUUGUACAGAACUAAUUUGUACAAAUGAAUAGAUUAUACAAUGCUGAGGCACUUUGUGAAACAGAAUGGCCGUCUCUCCCUUUCGGAAGUGUCUGCAGUGUGUGUAAAUGACUGAACUUAUUUUUAAUGUACGCUAGUUAAUAGUGUCUAUGGACAUUCCAAGGAAAGCAAACGAAAGGAAACCUUCCAAAAAAGCAGCCACAUUUAUAAUCACGUAUAUGUAAAUCAUGACUCAGUAUGUAGCAGCUUUGCCGCUUUAUAUGUAUUUAAGUAUAAAUAUAUACAUAGAUACAAAGAAUUUCGCUUGAGUCCAACCUCCGACUGCUCGGUAUCGAAUAGAGCUUGAGUAAACAGAACUAAUAAUAUUUACUGGCGAUUUACUAUUCUAUGCGUAAUGUUUUUACCAAGAACAUGAAUAAUUAUUGUACAAACUUAGUCUUGCCUUCAAUUCGCAUGAGUGUUCUUUUCAGUAGUUUUACAUCUAUGUCAAACAAAACGUAUUACAAUUUUUGUUCAAAUUAAUGGUGAAACAUUAACUAUUGUCUUCAGCAAUGCUGGAAAGAUUUGUCUGAGUUGAACGCUACAUUUCUAUGGGUUCUAAGAAUGUAACAGUGCUUAGAAAUUAACAUAUAAUAUCUGAGUUCGCCUAUCAUUAGUUGACACAUAUCAUAAGAUUGUAAAAACUAUUUCUAGGGAGAGAAAUUAUAUUAAAGGCAAGCUUCUUUUCAUUAUUCUAUUUUGUUAUAUUCGGAAAGACUACCUGCUUGAAUAUGGUAAAAACAUACACAUAAUAAUGUAUAGUAUUGUGAUGUAACAAUCUGUAGCAUGCGUUUAUUUGAAAAUGUUUCUUUUCUUUGGAUAUUCCUUCUUACGCUCAAUUCGACCGAAAUGACGGAAGAUCAAUUUUUACAUUAUCUUGAAUUUUUGGUACGGCAUAUGUUUGUGAGUGUUACUGCUAGUUAUUGUAAAUAAGUACGCGCGUGCUUACGCGCGCGCAUGUGUGAGUGUGUAUGUGUAUAUAUCUUUCUCUGUGUAUAUAUGAAUUAUUUAUUAACAAUCUUGUAAUUUUUAAAAGUUUAACUACAAGCCCAAUGCAGUUAAAUGUACUUCGAACUUCGUAUAAUUUGAAGAAGUAUUACAUGGCUGUCGAAUGUCUAAUUAAUUCAAACAAUAAAAUCAUGAAACAAGAACGGACACUUCGCCAACGAAAAACAGAACAACUUAAAUUGAAGUGGGCUUAUACAUAAAGAUUAAAAAUAACGUUAUUGGAUCUGUCUAAAUAGAUACGAACGAACAACGUUUAUUUCAAGUGGGUUUUUUGUCAAGUUUAUUAGCUGCAGAAUAAAGCAUAAUAUCUAAUUUAUUGUACGCAAUGAUUCCAUGUAACAAAGUUUUAAAUUAGCAAUGCAUAAUUUUAUUAGUAACCAACUACCUUACCUGGAGUGCCAGGUAAUUGUGCCAGCAUAUAAAACUGCGAUUGUGCUAGUAAGCGGGUAAUUGUCAAAUGUACUUCUCUAAAUGUGAAGUAGUAUCAACUAUAUUUGUAAUAUAUAGUGCAAUACACAGUGCACUAAAAACUUUUAAAAGUCUUAGCUAAUAGUUUCAUCGAUUAUUUUAUUAUGAAUAAUUGAAAAGGUCUUAAAGAGAUAUUCGAUUAAAUUUACAUUACAUAAAUUAAUUUUUCAUAUCUAUCUAUUAUUAUGCAACCAGAAUAGUUUUGCAAUGUAAAAUUUUAUUAUGUACAACACUAGCGGUAUAAAUGAGUGCACUGUGCAGAUUGUGCAGAACAUAUUUUGUUUGAAACUUAUUAAUUUCUACUGUACUACUUCACGUUUUUGUAAUGAAUGUAAGAUAGUAUGUUUCAUGUCGAAAUAAGGCACCUUUUUAGCUGUGAUGUUAACAAUAGAGAAUUCAUAUAAAAUGCAAAACAAGAAAGAGAAUUUAGUCUAAUAGGAAUGAAUUUCAUGUUAUAUUUAUUAUAACAACAAUUCAGUAUUACAGUAUAUACCAAUGUUUGCUGACUACGAAUUCUACUACCAGUUAACGUCAUUGCUAACAAAAUGUGAAAAAGAAAUAUAAAACAGCACACAUUUGAAAAUCACAAUGAGGCACAAAUUUUAAAGGGACGGCAUUAAAUUUUGCUCCCAAAACACACUGGAAUCUUAAGCAACCAAGAAUUGGACCUGAGAUUUCAUGCAAGUAUACGUAUAGACAAAGUAAAACCAUGAAAGACAAGAUCAUAACAGGACAUAGUUAUUGGAUAAAUAAUUAUAACGAUAAUAUUAUUAUCGCUAUCACUACUGCUGCUAAUACUACUACUAUGACUAUUACUAUAACUACAAAUACCAUUAGUGCUACCACUAUCAUUACUAUAACUACAACUACCGCUACUACCAUUACCAUUAUAAAUUGUCCUUGUAAUUUUUAUAUGCCAAGUGUAUACUUUAAUAGGAUAAAUGGAAAAAUAUGGUGAGUGAGUCGCAGUAAAUGUAACAUAAUAGCCCUGCUUAGUAUAAGCAGGACACAAACUAUGUUAACUGAACUAUGAAUUAUAAAUAUUGUAUAAGACGAUAAAUAAUAAUUAUUAUUACCAUUAUUAUAACUAUUAUCAAUUGGAUUAGCAAAUUGUAAUCUACCCAUCAACCAUUUUUAAAUGAAUACGGAGAGACUGAUAAUAAUUGCAACAUUCAAACACAUUACUCAAAGAAUCGUUACAUUCUUUACGAUAUUAAUCCACCGGAGGGAUUUAAUCUCAGAAGAGAUGUUUACAUUCGCGUAGCAGUUUUUAUAAAAAAUUUAGUUAAACAUGAGAAAGAAUUUAGGUGGAAAUUAGUUUUACCACCAUGGGGUAAUUUAUAUCAUUGGCGAACUAAGAACAUAGGAUCUCAAACACAGUUGCCUUGGGGCUUAUUUUUUGAUAUUACAAGCUUACAAAAAUAUAUUCCUGUGAUUGAAAUGUAUCAGUUUUUACAAGAGUAUCCUUCGAAAGAGAAGCAUACACAACUUGAUGUUAUGCAUAUACUAGAAAAUGACGAAGAAAUGUUUAAAACAGGUAAAUUUGAAGACAAAAAUGAAAUAGUAGAAUGUACUGCUGAAUCUUUACAAUACAAUAAAGUGGAAUCUGUAAGACAUGGCAGAUCCUUUUGGGGAUAUCAUAAUAUUAGUUUUGAAACUGUUAAAUGUAUUAAAUUUCAUGGAAUGAUAUCAGAUUUAAAAAAGAAUCUUAAGCCUAAUAUUUACAGGUCUGUAAUGUUUGAUCAUAUGGAAAUUGCAUUACAUGAUUUCUAUGGCUCGCAAGAAUAUUGGACAGCACGGCGCAGCAUGAGAUACAAUUCUGAAUUAUACAAAAUUGCUAAUGUAUUCCGAGAAGGUUUUCUCAAUUCAACAGAUAAGACUGAUAACACAGAAAGGCCAAAUGAUUGGACUCAAGAAAAGAGUAGAAGAAACGCGCUUGGUGGACCAUACAUAGCUACUCAUUUAAGACGACGUGAUUUCGUUUUUGGCCGUUCUUCAACAGUACCAACAAUAAAAUCUGCUGCUUUUCAGUUGAAGGAAAAAUUGGAUAAACUUGGAUUGAAACUUUUGUUCGUUGCUACAGAUGCUACAGAAGAAGAAUUCAAUGAACUUAAAGAAUAUUUAUUUGAAUAUACAGUACUAAGGUUCAUUCCAUCGGAUUAUGUAUUGAACAAAUUUAAAGAUGGUGGUAUAGCCAUUAUUGACCAAAUCAUUUGUUCCUAUGCUAGGUACUUCAUGGGAACAUAUGAAUCAACAUUCACCUUUAGGAUACAAGAAGAUAGAGAGAUUAUUGGUUUUCUGACUGAAACAACAUUUAAUGUUUUAUGUAAAGAUAAUAGAAAAUGUAGCUCAACUGGACAAUGGGAAAUUGUCUGGUAAUAUAUAAAAAUAUGAAUUAAAUAUAACUUCUAAUGUAAACAAUAACUGUAUAAAUAUAUUGCUCUUGUAUAUACCUAAACUAUUUUUUUGGCAUAAACUAUUUUUCUUAACUUA
Molecule: messenger RNA, 4572 nt
Organism: Nomia melanderi (Alkali bee)
Lineage: Eukaryota; Metazoa; Arthropoda; Insecta; Hymenoptera; Halictidae
Source: RefSeq, a predicted model, not a curated record